AAACGUUUCAGAAAUCUCACAGGCUGGUAUUAUUUGAAGGAAAUCAAGUAUGGACUUCAAAGAGGUGUUUGUGAAAAACUUGGACCAAUAUCGGGAAAUAGCAUUAUGCGCUGCAGGCACAGCAGUUGCUCUGCUUGGACUCGGUCUCGUAUAUAAAUAUACUCGUCCACAGAAGAAGUUCACUUGAGUGGGAGUCGCUACCCAGCUGCUGCUUCAUCCUAUGAAGUCUGGGAAAGCAGUGUUGGUGGAGACAGCAGAAUGUCUGCGAAUGGGGCUGAAAUAUGGCGAACUGCGGGAUCGGUGAGUUUUUGAACGCAAAUAUACCAGUGCACGCUAAUCAUUUUACUUUCUUUUUUUCUGUAGUUAUGUGACGCACCACAGUUUGUGAAUUCCGUCUCGUGCAAACGUAUUUUGGAGCCCCUAAUGCAGAGAGUUUGUUACAGACACUGGCUGGUGAUCACGGAGGACGGCCGCAUGGUGACGGGCAGACAGCAGCCUCGUCUGGUGUUGGUGUCUUUGACCUGUGAAGGUGGCCAGCUGUGUCUCAAUGGACCCCAGAUGGAGGAGUUGAGGGUUCCUCUUCACCAGCCCAAUAAUGCAGUUGUGGACUGCAGAGUCUUUAGUGUAGACGUUCAGGGCAAGGACUGUGGGGACGAUGUGUCUAACUGGCUUACUCGAUACCUGGAAUCAGACAACACCGUUCGUCUGGUGCAUUUUGAACCUCAUCUGAAGGCCCAAAGGCCUUUUGAGAAAGAGCACCUCUUUCCUAAGGAUGAAAAGGUGGCCUAUCCUGAUGCUGCCCCCAUCAUGCUAAUGUCAGAGGCCUCUGUUAGGGACCUGAAUACCCGAUUGGAUAAGGAUGUUACUGUCUUUCAAUUUCGUCCCAGUAUUGUUGUCAGUGACUGUGAGGCCUUCACCGAGGACACAUGGGAUCAUAUACAGAUUGGCCAAGUGGAAUUGAAGAGAGUUGUUGGUUGUGGAAGAUGCCUAUUUACCACUGUUGACCCUGAGACUGGAAUCAUCACCCGGAAAGAACCACUGGACACUCUCAAAACUUAUCGACUGACUGACCCGAAGCAGAAAACUGCGCCAAUAUUGGGACAGUACUACACUGUCAAGAAAACAGGUGUCCUUCAUGUGGGGGAACCUGUCUGUAAGAUCAGCUAUUAAAUAGCCAGACAGGAUGGAAUGCAGAACCUUAUAUCAAAAAUCUAGUGACUAAUUUGUAAGCUGACAUGCCACUGCUUACUACACAGUUUCUAAAGUUAGACUGAAUCAGUAUUCUAUUCAUAAAUGUUCCUUGAAUAAGAAAAAU
Sinocyclocheilus grahami is the source of this 1315-nucleotide messenger RNA. Its product is annotated as mitochondrial amidoxime-reducing component 1-like. Gene Ontology annotation, cellular component: mitochondrial inner membrane. Bases 424 to 1170 code for a protein of 248 amino acids. Lineage: Eukaryota; Metazoa; Chordata; Actinopteri; Cypriniformes; Cyprinidae. The transcript is spliced from 7 exons. The record is from RefSeq and is a predicted model, not a curated record. Gene Ontology annotation, biological process: nitrate metabolic process. Gene Ontology annotation, molecular function: molybdopterin cofactor binding; nitrate reductase activity; molybdenum ion binding.